Molecule: messenger RNA, 1710 nt
Organism: Lolium perenne
Lineage: Eukaryota; Viridiplantae; Streptophyta; Magnoliopsida; Poales; Poaceae
Product: pentatricopeptide repeat-containing protein At2g22410, mitochondrial
Biological process (GO): RNA modification
Molecular function (GO): protein binding; RNA binding
Source: RefSeq, a predicted model, not a curated record
AUGGCACCACCGCCCCGCCUCGUCCCGCUCCUCCUCGGCCGUCUCGUCAUCUCCGGCGACCUCCUCCGCAGCACCGCUCACCUCCGACGCAUCGUGCCGCUCCUCCCUUCGCACCCCCACCUCGCCGCCGCCCUCUCCACCCUCUACUUCCCGCUCUUCCCCUCCUCAUGCACCUUCCUCCACAACCUGCUCAUCCAAGCCUCCGCGACCUCCCCUUCUCCCCGCCUCGCCUUCGCCGCCUUCUCCUCCAUCCUCCGAUCCGGCAAUGCACCGGAUAGAUUCACUUUCCCUGCGCUCCUCAAGUCGGCGUCCAAGCUCGCCUCUUUCCCGCGGACGGGCGCGCAGGUGCACGCCCAGACAGUCCGGCGCGGGUUCUUGGUCGACGUCUUCGUAUUCAAUUCGCUCCUCGCGAUGUACGCCGCGUUCCGCGACACCUCUUCGAUGCAGGAGGUGUUCGACUCGUGCGCAGGGGUCGCCGAUGUGGUAUCUUGGAACACGAUGCUCGGUGGCUAUGUGAAGUGCGGGGACAUCGACAAUGCCCGGAGGCUGUUCGAAGAAAUGCCUCAAAGGAAUGGGGUCUCCUGGAGCGCGAUGGUGGGGGCUUACGCGGGUUCUGGCGAACUGGAUGUGGCCAGGGAAAUGUUCGACGAGAUGCCGGCCAUUGGGAGGAACGUUGUGACGUGGAACUCGAUGAUAACUGGAUUUGCGCGGCAUGGGCUACUGCCGCUGGCUAGGAAGAUGUUCGAUGAGAUGCCGGUACGGAAUCUCGUAUCAUGGAACACAAUGAUUCGGGGGUAUGGAGUGAAUGGUGAUAUGGAUGGCGCGCGGGAGCUGUUUGACGUGAUGCCAGAGAAGGAUGUGGUUUCCUGGACGUGCAUGAUUUCUGGGUAUGCACAGGAUGGACGCUAUGCUGAAACUCUUGAUCUGUUCAGAUCAAUGCAGAGCGAGAGCAGUGUCCGUCCUAAUGAGGUGACCAUGGUGAGUGUGCUCUCGGCAUGCGCACAUGUAACAGCUCUGGAAGAAGGGAGGUGGGCUCACGCCUUCAUUGACAAGCACAAGAUGGUGCUCGACAAUGAGUUCAAUCUUGGCGCUGCUCUCAUAGACAUGUAUGCCAAGUGUGCAAGAACCGAUAUGGCUGUCAAAAUCUUCCACUCCUUGCACCAGAAGAAUGUCUCCGCCUGGAAUGCGCUCAUCACUGGGUUGGCAAUAAAUGGUGAUGUUCAGGAUUGCAUCAGUGUGUUUGAGCAUAUGAAGAGGUCAGGAGAAAAACCGAAUGACAUAACGUUUGUUGGUGUGUUGACUGCUUGUUCCCAUGGCGGGCUGAUGGACGAGGGUCGACGGUGCUUCGAGAGCAUGACAACUUAUGGAGUGCAGCCAGAGGCGAAGCACUAUGGCUGCAUGGUUGAUAUGUUAGGCCGGGCAGGGCUUCUUGAAGAGGCAGAGGAGCUCAUAAGGAGCAUGCCGGUUGCCCCAGAUGUCAUGAUUUUGGGCGCACUACUGGGUGCCUGCCGAAUGCACAAGAGAUUUGAUGUGGCUGAAAGAGUCCAGAGUAAAAUCAUUGGCCUCAACAGAAAGCAGGCUGGCUGCUAUGUGUUGAUAUCGGACGUUUAUGCUGCUGCUGAAAAAUGGGGAGAGGCUUCAGAUGCGAGGCACGUUUUGCAGAAGCACGUCAUCAGGAAAUCACCGGGAUCAUCCAGCUCAAUGCAAUAG